Molecule: messenger RNA, 3210 nt
Organism: Aspergillus novofumigatus IBT 16806
Lineage: Eukaryota; Fungi; Ascomycota; Eurotiomycetes; Eurotiales; Aspergillaceae
Exons: 8
Coding region: 1-3210 (1069 amino acids)
Molecular function (GO): protein binding
Source: RefSeq, a predicted model, not a curated record
AUGAAAGACAGGGAAGAGGACAACAGGUUGCUGAAGGACCUUUGUCUGACAGACCCCAGAGAUGACAUCGCACGUAUUGAACAAACCAAGGGCUGGCUACUUGAGGGCUCGUGUGCUUGGAUGCUUGAGCGUCAGGAUUUUAUCGAUUGGAGAGACGGAGAUGGAUCUGGCCUGUAUUGGAUCAAAGGCGGGCCGGGAAAGGGCAAGACGAUGCUUUUGAUAGGCAUUACUCAGGACAUGCUGCGAACGGCACAGGACAGCGGCCUAGUGUCCUUCUUUCUCUGCCAGAAUACCGACCCGAAACUCAAUACAGCAACAGCUAUACUCCGAGGUCUCCCGGGACGAUUGCUAUUUGAAGACUCCAAUGCAUUCUUUGCGUUGUCGAGGAUUUUGGCCAGAAUGCUCAAUCACCCAAACCUCCCCAAGGUCUAUUUUAUCAUUGACGCACUGGACGAGUGUCAGACGGAUUUGCAACCAUUACUCAAGCUCAUUACAGAACAUGCCUUGUCGUCACGUCGACCCAGAGACGAGAUUAGGAGUCUCCUAGGCGUCGGCGGCUGCUGCACCGAGCUAGACCUCGAUGAAAAUGCGCUGGAGAAUGUAAAGACUGUGGUGAAAGCUUAUAUUGACUACAAGAUAACAGAACUUACCCAGCGGAAAAGAUACAGUCCGAAGCUCCAGCAAGAAGUAAAAGAUUAUCUCCAACUUCAUGCGGAUGGCACGUUUCUCUGGGUGGCUCUGGUCUGCCAGCAACUACAGAAAACCCUUCUCUGGAAGACAUUGUCCGUCUUGAAAUCGUUCCCCUCAGGUUUGGAGCCUUUAUAUCAACGAAUGAUGGGGGAAAUACAUCAGCUAAAGAAAGAAUCACCGGAGACGUUUGAUUAUUGCCGACGUAUCCUCGGGUCUAUCACACUUGCCCUGCGGCCACUAUAUCUGACCGAGCUCGGUCUUCUGGCUGGUCUUGAACCGGAACUUGCUGAAGAUCAAGCAUCUCUAGAGGAGAUUGUUGGAUUAUGUGGCAACUUUGUAGUUGUCCGCAAAGGAAUGAUCUAUUUUGUCCAUCAAUCAGCCAAAGAUUACCUUACUACUCAUGGAUACAAGGAGGUGUUCCCAAAUGGCGACGCAGUUAUCCAAUCAGGCAUUGUUUCGCGCGCGUUGGAGGACAUGUCGAAUACAUUGUGUCGGGAUAUUUGGGAUCUACAUGACCCCGGCUGCACUGUAGAAGAGAUUGAAACUCCUGUUCCAGAUCCGCUUCGAUACGUUCGAUACGCAUGUACCUAUUGGAUCGAUCACCUCUGUGAGCUCGACUCAUAUACUCAACAGAGCUUGGGCCUAUGCGAUAAUGGCGCAGUCAGUGCAUUUUUCCAGAAACAUCUGCUCCAUUGGCUAGAGGCUCUCAGUCUGCUACGGAGUAUAACAAAUGCAGUGGAUAUGCUAGCAAAAUUGGAACAGUCUCUUACAAAAAUACCUCGUGAUUCCGCUCAGCUUCUCUCAAUUGUUACGGAUGCAAAGCAUUUUGUCGAUUAUCAUCAAUAUGUCAUCGGGAACGCACCACUACAAGUGUACAUUUCCGCCUUGGUCCUCAGCCCUUCGUCAAGUCAAGUCAAGGCCCUGUUUGAAGACCAAGCACCCUCGUGGAUCAAAAAGGCACCACUUAUGGAUUCAGAUUGGAAGUUGCACGUUCAUAUACUAAACGGGGAUGCAACCAUUCCGACGUCCGUCGCAUUCUCUCCGGAUGGGCAGUUCGUGGCAUCGGGUACCAGUGAUAUAAGAAUCCUGAUAUGGAACGCAAAAACAAAGGCAGUUCAACGGGUUUUGGAGGGCGAUAAUGGACCCGUGUGCUCGGUGGCUUUCUCGCGCGAUGGCACUUUACUAGCCUCCGGUUCGGUGGACACGAUCCUAGUCUGGAGCCAUCACAAAGGGCAGGUAAUGAAGACCUUGAAGGGCCAUGGAGACAGUGUGAACUCGGUGGCAUUCUCCCGUGACGACAAGAUGUUGAUUUCUGGCUCACACGACAACUCAGUACGCAUAUGGGAUGUGCAGACCGGAAAACUCCUCCGAAUCCUUGAAGGCCAUACCGCCGCGGUGACAUGUGUUGAGGUUUCGGGGCACUCCCAGGUUGCGUCGUGUGGGUAUGAUGGUACAAUCCGAACGUGGGACGCGAACACAGGAGCUCUGAGGCACAUACUGACACCUGAUUCGGGCGUCUGGUCUAUAUCUUUUUCUCCUGACGGGAAAUUCGUGGCCGCCGCCGCCGGCGAGACGCUACAAAUAUGGGAUGUCCACCACGGACAGCUUCAGGAAACGUUCCAGCGAGGCGUCAUACGGGUAUCAUCUGUGGACUUUUCCCCGACCGGGCAACGCUUGGCCGUGGGAUUCUGGGAUGGAAUUGUUCAAAUAUGGAAUGUUGAAACUGGGUCAUGGUCACUACUUCAAACAUUGGAGGCAGGCGAAUGGGUACAGUCCGUCGCUUUCUCUGGUGACGGGCGCAGACUUGCAAUUGCCUCCCAGGCGACAAUUCAAGUAUCGCAGGGGACCCUGGCAGGUCACACAUCGCCGGUUGGGUCAAUCACCGCGUCGCCUUGUGGAAAGUGGCUAGCAACUGGGUCGGAAGACUGUGCAGUUGGGCUGCUAGUACGCACACUAACAGGACAUACAUCCCUAACCAACCGCGUGGAAUUUUCCGCCGAUGGAAAGCUCAUAGCAACUGGGUCUAAGGAUUCGACGAUUAUAAUUUGGGAUGCCCAAACGGGCGAUACAAUACAUAUUUUUACUGGCCACUCCGGCCAUGUACUUGCGUCUGGAUCUACGGACAAUACGAUACGGAUCUGGGACCUAUAUACCGGGGUUUUGGAGAGAACCAUAGAGACCUACCGGCCUUGUGAGGUUGCCUGCGAAGACGGUUCAAACCUCUUCACUAUAUUUGGCGGCAUCGCAAUUGCAUUGAACCAGACUCCCGCACAGGCCCCAAAAGCGAACGCGAACGACGUCAUGGAGUUGACUGCCCGCCAGUAUAGAGAAGCGAAACGGGUUGGAUACGGCCUGGAUGGUGAUAUGUCCUGGAUUACGUGGAAUGGUAGAAGACUCCUCCAGCUACCGUUGGAAUACCGACACCGGGCGUAUCUAGUCCAAGACCAGAUGAUUGCUCUUGCACAUGGGUUGGGUCGGGUGAUUAUCUUUGAGUUUGCGGAUUGUAUAUCGCCAUUGUAA